Molecule: messenger RNA, 1443 nt
Organism: Alternaria metachromatica
Lineage: Eukaryota; Fungi; Ascomycota; Dothideomycetes; Pleosporales; Pleosporaceae
Exons: 3
Coding region: 1-1443 (480 amino acids)
Source: RefSeq, a predicted model, not a curated record
AUGUAUUGCCAAGGCUCUGAAACAGGUGUAAAGGAAUGGGUAGCAAGUGUCCAGAGGCUGCGUUAUAAGGAUUUCCAGUUGGUAAAGAAGCCUGCUGGAAAGGAGGUUGAAGGGAAAGAGGCGGAAGACAACAUCGCGUACGGAAAAUUAGAAGAAGUCGAUAGCGUGAAAGAUUUCGGGGUUAGUAUGCAGAAGAUGGGUGUCUGGAGCUGGUGGAGGAAGGGUAUGGGCUACGUCGUAUCGACGAAGCAUCCCUCAAAAACCAUCACGCGUCUCCAGGCCAUCUACAUCAUGACCACACCAUCAAGUGCUGUCAGCCCUGGCGAUAGCCUACAGGAUACAUCAGAUGUUCAGUCCACCCUUGCAGCUACGAACGACGACUCUAUUUUCGGUAGUGGUUACAAUGGAGAGUCACUCGAGUUCGAUGAUGAGCCACUUGACCUCCAGAACAAGAGAAAAAUUACCGAUCCUGACCUCGAGAUCGUUACGAUCGACAGGCAGUACGAUCUGACCCUGAUCGUAGGGUCUCCGGAGCACGUUGGUGGUCAAAAAGCCUAUCAAGUCAACAAAGGCGUCUUUCGACAUGCUAGCAAGGCCUGGGACGCCAUGAUGAGCGGCAAUUGGGCUGAGAGCGACAUGUCCGAGAUCGCCUUUCCUGAAGACUCAUCCUACGCCUUCCAUAUCGUCCUCCGAAUUGCUCACUGGCAUUUCCAAGAGCUACCUGCAACGCUAUCGCAGCAGGAGCUGGUACAGAUCGCUGUCUUAUCGGACAAAUACGACCUCGAGCGUCUCCUUCAUGCUGCAGCCGAGUUGAAGAACUGGAUCCAACAACACAAAGACGGUGGUGUAUCUUGGCCUUCCGACAUCGAUCUUCAAGACUUUACGAUGAUUACGGCCGCGUUCGGGCUCACGGCUGACUACGAAUAUCUGAUCAAUAAGCUGGCCAUGGAGAUCUCAGUCGAUAAAGACCAGCGUUACUGCGUGGUACACGAUGAUAAGUUGGUGCAUGUCCGAGCUGACUUCCCCGCCCGUAUCCAAGCUCAAGCCGGUCAAAUCCGUACCGUCGUACUUCAAGAGCUCCUGCAGACGUGCAAAACCGCCUUGCACAAUACUUUUACCAAGGAUGUUGGCAAGUGUGGAUCAAAACUUUGCCCAUUGACCCAAUUUGGCUUGACGACUAAAGUCUUGGACGCAGCAGAACUUCAUCCACUUCCAGAUGAUGUGUCUUCGAUGCAAUCCAGUGUCUUGGCCUACUGGACCUACUUGAAUAACACCGGAAUCGACUAUGACGGUCUCCUGCCAGCCCGAUGCCGGGUCGCGAAACUCAAUUGCGUGGGAGACUACGGCAUCUUGAAGGAAGCUCGCGAAACCAUUAAGCGCUACGCCCACCCGGAUCUCUGGGCGAGAUGGAAGGCUGUACGUAUGCAUUCUUUGAGUAACUAA